This is a messenger RNA of Syngnathus typhle (broad-nosed pipefish), 1023 nucleotides long. RefSeq names its product opsin 8, group member b (gene opn8b). The record is from RefSeq and is a predicted model, not a curated record. Gene Ontology annotation, molecular function: G protein-coupled receptor activity. Gene Ontology annotation, cellular component: membrane. Gene Ontology annotation, biological process: G protein-coupled receptor signaling pathway; visual perception. The coding region runs from base 1 to 1023 and encodes 340 amino acids. The transcript is spliced from 4 exons. NCBI's taxonomy places the organism in Eukaryota, Metazoa, Chordata, Actinopteri, Syngnathiformes, Syngnathidae.
AUGUAUGACCACUACCGCUCCACGUUAUCGCCCAGCAUGGACAUUGGCGUCGGCAUCUACCUGUUGUUUAUCACCAUGUUCUCCGUCACGGGCAACCUGCUGGUUCUGGUGAUGGGCUUCAAUCGUUCUUCUCGCAUGAAGCCUCCCGAGCUGCUGAGCAUCAACCUGGCGGUGACAGACCUCGGGGCUGCAGUCACCAUGUACCCUCUGGCCGUGGCUUCGGCCUGGAGUCACCGCUUCCUUGGGGGUGAUGCCGCUUGUCUCUACUACGGUCUGGUUGGCUUCUUCUUCGGAGUGGCCAGCAUUAUGAACCUCACGCUCCUGGCCGUGGUGCGCUUUGUGGUCUCGCUGGACCUGCAGUCACCCAGGGACAAGGUGAGCUGGCGUCAGAUGAAGCUUCUGUGUUCAUGGUCUUGGCUGUACGCCCUGUUCUGGGCUCUACUGCCCGUCCUGGGCUGGGGCCGAUACGGUCCCGAACCAUUCGGCCUGUCCUGCUCGCUGGCCUGGGGUCGACUGAGGCAUGAGGACUCCUCCUUCGUAGUGGCCAUGUUCUCCUUCAACUUGGCUCUGCCGGCCGCCAUCAUUGUGUGCUGCUACUUCGGCAUCGCCAUCAAACUCUACGUCACCUACAAGAAGUCGCUCAGACACGGGCGACGUGUAGCCAAUGUACUCAAAAUGCAUCGCAGGCUGCUCAUGAUGGCAGUGGUGAUCAGCGUGAGCUUCAUCGUGUGCUGGUCUCCGUACAGCAUAGUGAGCUUGUGGUCGGCCGUGGGGCCCGGUGGCCCCAUCCUGCCUCAACUCAGCCUGCUGCCUUGCAUGUUUGCCAAGAGCUCCACAGCCUGCAACCCCAUCAUCUAUUACAUUUUCAGCCAGAGCUUCAAGCGUGAGGUCAAGCGAAUGGUGCGCUGCCAGCCUGGAUGUUGUGCUGGCGAGGAUGGCAAGGGUGCCAGAGGAGGAGGAAGAGGAAGAGGAGGAGAGUCCUCACAGGCCUCCAGGGGAGAGGCAGCUACCACACUCGUUUGA